UGGGCUCCCCACUCUCUUCCUUCUCUUCCUCCCCCUCCUCUUGGCUCGCCCGGCGCCUCGGCAUUGCAGCAAAGGAGGAGGGAAAGCGACCCGGGGAGUCCUUUCCCCGCCUCCUGCUUUUGGGGCUCCUCCGUCACGCCUCGGGGCUCCUCCUUGGAGGAAAGGAGGGAGGAGGAGGAAGAGGAGGAGGAGGAGGAGAAGCCUCCCUCCUCCCCUCCUUCUCCAUCAGUCCGCCGCUGCUUCCAGCCAGGCAGCCGCAGCGCUGAGCGAGAGGAGAAGACGCUGCAGAAACCGAAUGUGCUUUGGAAUCUCCUGCUGUUGUUUUGUAGCACACAGUAGUUCUUCAGCACAGAAUCAAUUUGGAUACGCAUUGAUUAACAGAAGAUGGAUAGAGCUUAUGAGAUGGAAGACAAGACUUCAUUAGUGAAAGGGGCUCAAGAUCUUGCCAAGGAGGUCAAGAAACAGGCAGUGAAGAGAGGUAAUAAAACUGCAGACAGGGCUCAAGAUGGGUAUAGGGAAAGAGCUUACAAUCAAUUCCAGGGUGAGGAAGAAAAUGCGUAUUACACUGAAGAAGGAAACUACGAUGGAGAAGCAAAUGAAGAUGAGGGAUCAAGUGAAGCAACCGAAGGACAUGAUGAAGAUGAUGAGAUUUAUGAAGGAGAAUAUCAGGGUAUCCCAAAUGCAGCACAGAACAAGGAAGGGAUGGCUGCCUUAGGACAACCUAUGCGAGAUGACCGUAAGGACCGUCUUGAACUGGAGACAGAGAGGAAAGCUGAUGAGGAAGAACUAGCACAACAGUAUGAGCUAAUCAUUCAAGAAUGUGGCCAUGGACGAUUUCAGUGGGCCCUCUUUUUUGUCCUUGGAAUGGCACUAAUGGCUGAUGGAGUAGAGGUUUUUGUGGUUGGAUUUGUGUUGCCCAGUGCUGAAACAGACAUGUGUAUUCCAAACUCUGGAUCAGGAUGGCUUGGUAGCAUAGUAUACCUUGGGAUGAUGGUGGGGGCGUUCUUCUGGGGAGGCUUGGCAGACAAGGUGGGAAGAAGACAGUCUCUUCUGAUAUGUAUGUCUGUCAAUGGAUUCUUUGCCUUCCUUUCAUCAUUUGUCCAGGGCUAUGGCUUCUUUCUCUUCUGUCGAUUACUUUCUGGAUUUGGGAUUGGAGGAGCUGUUCCAAUCGUAUUCUCGUAUUUUGCUGAAGUCCUGGCUCGGGAGAAACGUGGAGAGCAUUUAAGUUGGCUUUGUAUGUUUUGGAUGAUUGGAGGCAUUUAUGCCUCUGCCAUGGCCUGGGCCAUUAUUCCUCACUAUGGUUGGAGUUUCAGCAUGGGUUCUGCCUAUCAGUUUCAUAGCUGGCGAGUGUUUGUUAUUAUGUGCGCUCUGCCCUGCGUUUGUGCUGUGGUGGCACUUACAUUUAUGCCAGAAAGCCCAAGGUUCUUGCUUGAGACUGGAAAGCACGAUGAAGCUUGGAUGAUUCUCAAACAGAUUCAUGAUACAAAUAUGCGUGCUCGUGGCCAGCCUGAAAAAGUUUUCACAGUUAAUAGGAUCAAAACUCCCAAGCAGAUAGAUGAGCUUAUAGAGAUCGAAAGUGAUACGGGAACUUGGUACAAGAGGUGUUAUGUCAGAGUGCGCACAGAGCUGGAUGGUAUUUGGCUAACAUUUAUGAGAUGUUUCACCUAUCCAGUCAAGGACAAUACAACCAAACUUGCAGCAGUAUGGUUUACACUUUCUUUUGGCUACUAUGGAUUGUCAGUCUGGUUUCCAGAUGUAAUCAAGCAUCUUCAAGCAGAUGAAUACGCUUCUAGGAGGAAGAGUUUUGAAAAUGAGAAGAUAAUAGAUUUUGACUUCAACUUUACUUUGGAAAAUCAGAUCCACUUCAAUGGAACAUUCAUCAAUGACAGGUUCACCAUGAUGAAAUUUAAAGCAGUUACUUUUCAAGAUACACUUUUUAAGAGCUGUAAUUUUGAAGAUGUUACUACAUUGAACACAUACUUUAGGAACUGCAUUUUUUUGGAGACCACUUUCUUCAGCACAGAUCUUGAGCCAUACAAAUAUCCUGGCAGUGAAUUUAUAAACUGUACAUUCUAUCACAACAAGACAGGAUGUCAGAUCUCCUUUGAUGAUGACUACAGUGCCUAUUGGAUUUAUUUUGUUAAUUUUCUGGGGACUUUAGCAGUAUUACCAGGAAAUAUUGUCUCAGCUCUUCUGAUGGACAGAAUUGGGCGUUUAACAAUGUUAGGUGGCUCUAUGAUUCUUUCUGGGAUUAGUUGUUUUUUCCUAUGGUUUGGUACAAGUGAAUCAAUGAUGAUAGGCAUGCUGUGUCUAUACAAUGGCCUCACGAUUUCGGCGUGGAAUUCCCUUGACGUCAUUACUGUGGAACUUUAUCCUACAGACAGGAGGGCAACGGGCUUUGGCUUCCUAAAUGCAUUAUGCAAAGCAGCAGCUGUUCUUGGGAAUUUAAUAUUUGGUUCUUUUGUUGUCAUCGCCAAAUCGAUUCCUAUUCUUUUGGCUUCUACAGUUCUGGUCUGUGGAGGUUUGGUUGGACUUCGACUCCCUGACACCAGAACCCAAGUGUUGAUGUAACUUGGGAUGGAUUGUGGAUAAAAAGCCAUUUACAAUUUGUUUUCCUCUCUUUCCAAGUGUCAGAUCUCCUGGGUGGAUAGGCAAAGGUUUCAGAUUUUCAGAUCAUGGAAGGUUGCAGUAGUCCUACUCUCAAAAUGAAAUAUCUAUGGCAGAAGAUUAGAAAAUAGAUUUAAGUCCACUUCAAAUAUUCCCCAGAUCUUAGAAACAUUACUUUAGCAUUUUAGCCCCUGGAGGAGUUGUACUCCACAAAAAUAACUUUUCCAGGCUCUGAGCUAUAUCUGCUAGAUCCACAUCUAGCUUCACACGUCUGAUCAACUCCUAUCUCCAAUCAGCCAUAUAUUUAGGGAAUGUCUGAUGAUUUGGAGCCCACCACCUAUUAUUCUCCUAAAUGAAGCUGAAAACUCACAAAUAUGUCUAUGCACAUAAAAGUCAUUGCAUGGCAGUUCCUACUUCAGAUCUACUCUUGUGAAAAGGGAUGAAAAUAUGUUAUCGGAUGGAGAACAAACAGCCAUGGCCAUUCUCAUUCCCUCAUACCACCUUAUGCAUUCAGUUAAUGUUUGAAGUGAGUUGUUAAUCCAUUACAAACUAUAUAUGUUGUCUUUUCUAUGAUAGAGCAAAGGGACAUCCCAAUGAUCAGUUAAACUAGUGGAGUCUUAUUGAUUUCACCUGUGUUACACUAAGGUGAGAAUUCUGUGAAUUGUGCACCUUACAAGUUGCUUCUUUCCAAAUGAGUUUUUAAAAAAUUGUUGUUGAAAGCCAGUCAUGGUGGUUUCAUAUAUAACAAGUUCCCUUCGCAGAGAUUGUUUCCAUGUGGGAAAAUGUAUUUCUCAGCCAUUCUGCAGUCUCAAGGACAGUGUGAAUGCUUUGUUUCAUAAUAGGCAGAGGGGUUAAAGACAUUGUAACACCUACCAUUUGGCCAUAUGAAAACUUAAAUAAAUUGCAGCAUGAAAACUAUUCUGCUAGUUUAACCUUGUAAUGUUCACUCUGUAUAUGGAAGCCACCGAAUAAUAUCACUAUUUUGAAUUGAGCUGAUAUAAAUAGAGUCAUCAAGCCAUUUCUUGACAAUAUAUGCUAGUCUUAAUGUGUAUAAGAAGAUGCAGAAUUACCUGCAUGAGUGUACGUAACAUUAGUUUUCGUGCUUUCUUUUAAUGAUUAUUUGGGUUGGGAGUUUAGACUGAUACUUGCAGCUAAAUCACAUUUAAGAUUAAAAUAAAUUUUGCACCUUCACAACCAUACUAUUAAUUGAAAAAAUCAAAUUAAAAACCCAAUAAUAAACAUGUUUUCAAGCCAAGGCAUGCUUUCCAGGGUAAAUUUGAUUUUCUGUAAAAUUAUAAUACAGAAAAAGAGUUGUCUCUAUUUCAAUUAGGUAAUAGUAAUUGUAUCACCAUGAUGUGUGGUGAAUCCAUGGACCUUUGUGAUGAGGUCCUAAAAGAAAUAACUGUAGCACUUAGAAGAGAGUGACAAACUGCCACUCCAUUUCGAGUAUAAAUUGGGUGACUGUACUUUCUUCUUCUAUUUAGCCUGGUGUCCUUAGAGAUUGCUUUGAAAAGGGGAGAGACAUCAUUCUCAACUGUCCCAUAAACUCUGGAAGUAGAUUCAUUGCUGUAAUACUUCUACUCCACUUAGACAACACAGGAUUACUUGAACUAGGCAGAAAUAGCAUACUUCAGGACAAUCCUUUCACAGACUGUCAGACUAAGUGUUUUUUCAUCAGCUGUGAGCUAUGGUGAUUCUGAAAAAUAGAAAUGAGAUAAGCAAAUAGAGGAGAAAGUGAGUUCAUUCAUUGCAGAGGGAUUUGUAAAAUGGUUACCUUUUUAUGAAUUAGAUCUUCGAUAUGAAUCAUUCUAAGAUAGCUUUUCAGUAUACAUUUUAAUGUCUUAAUGUUAAUAUAAGUUUAAUUGCUCAUUUCAGUUGUUCCCCCAUUUUUGGACAGUGGCAACAUCUGUGAGUCUCAUAGCUUUUAAUAUUAGCCCAGCUUUAAAUAGCAAAACUAUGUUAUAGCCAAUGCCGGACAUUGAAUUCGGCCUUUCUACAGAUUUCCUUUCAUUUGGAGACGAGGAACUUUUUAUCCUGCUCUUUGCCAUAAGGAGACCUUAUGCAAUACUUCUAAAAAUCUGAAGCCUUUGUACGGAUGGGGGAGUGGUGAUCAAUCGCCAGCUGUAAACCAUGCUUUUGACAUGCACUGUCCAUUUAUAUUGAUGUGGUGUUUCGUCUGCUUCCUUCCUCUAUGUAACCACUGAAGAAUGCAGAGCCAUAACUAAGCUUUUGAAGGAAAAUUAAGCACCAGCUCCAAAGCAGGACAAAAUCUCACUAUUUUAUUAUUGUGUUACUUUCUCAGAAUCUAAUAAUGCUCAGUAUUCAUAUUGAAAGUGUUGUGUUGGGUAAUGCCUUGACACAAUGUAGGCAAUGAAAGUGGGCAGAGGUUUUGGAUAAGGUGAAGAAAGUGUACAAAGAACAACCAAAGACAUGUAUAUCCAUCUUCUUUGGGGUGUGUGACUCAUGCUUCAAGAAGACCAGCCUUGUCUCUUUGGCCACGACUCUCCCUCCUCCCUAAGUGAAUGGAAAAUUGUGCAUGGAAAGCAGGGAAGAGAAAAAGUUGUAAUAUGAAUUGGUAGAAGAGGGUUUAGCAGUCCUAAGGACAAAAAGAAAGAAAGAACGUUUGAACCUCUUGAACACAUAAUAUUUGAAAUGUAGCUGGAUAACACACAUGAUCUAACCAGAUGAUUGCCUAUGGCUUAGAUGCAGAUGUCUGAUUACUAAUAUAAAUCCUUUCAUUGUCCAGGCAUUAUGUAUGAUAUGGCCAAACCAAUUUUGCUUAAGCUAUGCUGUUCACUUUCAAGCAAGCCUUUUUCAGCAGUGACAUAAAAAUGAACAGUUGGGAUUACUUACGCAAAAUGUUUAAAAAAUAUGGACCUGAUUUGAAAUCUCUGUAUCUCUGCAACCAGGAAUGAAAGUCUUGCUACUUGAAAAUGCGGGGCACUGAGUUCCCAUAAUUGCAGCUAGAUGCCUCUCCCAGCCCACAAAUAGCCUCUGGCCACAAUUAUUUGCAAGAUGGUGACCCUGCCACAUAAGACCUAAUGAGAUAUUCUCAAUUCGUGAAAUUAUUUUUUAGAUUUGUUUCUCACUCAAAAUGAUUAGUACAGCUUGGUAACUUGAUAACUCAUUCAACGAUUUGUAAUUUUUUGUGUAAGUAUAACAUGUUGCCAUUGUGAAAUAUAUUGCUUUGAAAAUGGA
Messenger RNA from Anolis sagrei ordinatus, 5805 nucleotides. RefSeq names its product synaptic vesicle glycoprotein 2C (gene SV2C). Gene Ontology annotation, biological process: transmembrane transport; chemical synaptic transmission. The record is from RefSeq and is a predicted model, not a curated record. Gene Ontology annotation, cellular component: synaptic vesicle membrane. NCBI's taxonomy places the organism in Eukaryota, Metazoa, Chordata, Lepidosauria, Squamata, Anolidae. Gene Ontology annotation, molecular function: transmembrane transporter activity.